UUUGACAAUUGAUUUUGUGGAAUUUUUGGGAUUUUCAGUGCGAGUGGAGAAAUAAAAAUGAUUUUCCCCCUUUUACCAUUUGUUGUGCUCCUCAGUAACCUGGUGAAUGACGCGCAGGGAGAGGAUGAAAAUAAGGCUCCAUGUCAAGAUUUGUACGGAAAAAAUAUCAAUCACGGUGCACACUAUGCUCCUGGACCGACCACCUGCGAGUUGUGCGUCUGCGAUAACGGGAAUCCGCGAGCCUGCAAGCACAUGCUGUGCAAGCCCCCACUGGAGUGCAAGUCCUUCCAAAUGAGCGACAUUUGCUGCGAGUUCGUUUGCCAGGACGAUAACUUGACCCAUAGCCACGAAAGAGGCUCCGAUCUGGGCAUAUGACUCGUGGCCACGGGUGUGACAGUCACCCUCUCCCUGUCACUCAUCUACUUCCUCAUAAAUCGCCUGCGACAGCGCAAGAUCCGUGUCCGGGAGUCUCGCCAAGUGAACGAAGAUCAAAGGAGCCUGGGCAGCAUUGGCUACAUCGCUGGCAAUAUUUCAUACAUGGGCAAUGGGUCGAUGAGCAUGGAGUACCCGUACGAGAACACCGCCAAUCACUAUCAGCUGUGGAAGCCGUCCAGUGGAUACUUCCCACGUGGAGAAGCUCCUCCGCCGUACGAGGAGGCCGUUGCGAUGAAUACAUCGUCGUGCACUGUGAGUGUGGCCACGACAACCCACCGAACAGUGCCCAUAAACAUCUGCCCUGGAGACAGCUCGAGCGAAGUGGCCCCAUCGAAUAUCACAACAAACACCACUAAUCUCAUAAACAUUAACAUUAACAAUGCCGGAAGCAUAACAGCUGUGGCUGCUGGCGAGAAUCAUCAAAUUAACAAUUCCAUCGCAGCCAUUCAGAACAAUAGCACCACUAAUACACCUACAGCCGGUGGUCAGAAUCAUCCGAGAGCAACGCAGACACAAUUCAAUUGCACUUCGGCCACGUGUAUGGUGGAAAAUGGGAAUGUUUCGGUGGCUAACAUGACUAACACUUCAUCUGCAAUCUGUUCAUACGUCACGUCGCCCCAAGAGGCAAAGAGUCAGGUGCAACAUUGUGGCACAGAUGCCGCAUUGACGAGUGGACAGAUUUGCCUCAGGUCUCCCUGCAACGGACGCACAAUUAUUCCUAAGGAUAUCGAAAUGCCAUCUCCUGGCCAGGAUAAAUCGACAACUGUGGCUGCAGAGGUGGAGGCAGAGAUGAAACUAGUACCAAUUCUACCACCACCGCUUUUUGACGGCAGUAAAUCCUUGACUCGAGACUACACUAGUGGGUCAAAGACUCCAUCGACUUAUAGACGGUAUCAUCGCACAAUUCCGCGUCACUUCACCACCAGCAACACGGAUGGGACGAAGGUGGACAAGAAAACGUGUCAGUGUCCCAUUCAGCACGUGCCAAUGACCUACAUGGGAUCGAGUCAUCUGAAUUCAGUGUCACAGAGUAUGUUUCUCACGGGAUUGCCCACAAAGUUGAUCAGCAGCAAGAACAAGAUGAAGAUGAAGCCGGACGAGACAGCGCAGCAGAGUACCAAUUUACAUGUGGAACCCAACACUUCCGUGGGGAGUUGUACAAAUAGUUUGCGUCGCGGGAGAUCACCAAAUACGAGGGUGGAUGUCAGUCCAGUUACAAUUCCACCGCCGGUGAUUCCAGUGAGCAAUUCCACGUGCGGAGCCAACAAAAUACCCACAAUUUCCAAGUAUGUCCUGAACUCAGAGAUGACCAAGUCCAUAACUGAGGUGGAAUUGCACCACACCAAUUCCUUGCCGCAGACGCCAAAUCAGGCUCACCCCCGUCAUGUUCAGUCGAUUCUGAAGAAUACCACGACGUCGGCGGGAAAGAGCACGAAGGACGUCACCGCUUCCGUGGACGUACCACCAUUUCCCAUUCAAUUGAUCGAUUCCAUGUCGUCGGUUGUACAACAGAAGCCAAAUCCGGCUCUGCCACCAAAGAUGAAUCGGAACACACAGAGAUACCAUGUUGUCAGUGGAGUGGGAAAAAUUCAGACAAUCUCGAAGGCGAGCGGACCUCCAGCUCCACACUAUGUGCCACGGAUGAUUCCCUACAGUGCCACUGCGUCCAAUCAAUACUGUAAAUCCUUGCCGCGCAACGAGGAGGCUCUGAAAAGUAUGCAGGCUUUUGCCUUUGACUCGCGAAUGUCAGAGAAGUCGCACAGUCUUCACAAGAUCAACAGUCAACUACCCACAACGACCAAUGUGUAUGGUUUCCCACCAGCAAUCAACCACAUCACCUACUCACUGCCAAAAACCUCCGUGUCCAGCUCGUCGGGCAAGAACAGCACCAGAUGCUCAAUAUCCGAGGUCGUGAGCAAAGUACCUUCCGUCAUAAACAUCCCAUCGCCCACGACCAAUAUUAGUGGUCUGAUGCAGAGUCACCAUCAGAUGCAACGAUCGCAUAUGUCUGGCAGAAUGGGCACAUUGCACAAGGGUGAGGAGAAGCCACUGCCCGUGUGCACGACAUCGAAGAACUGCUCCAAUCCGAAGGAGCACUUUCUGCCCAAUGACACAAGUCUAGAUGACGACUAUCUGAGCGAGUGUGAGAAUUGUAAAUCGGCACACGGAUCGCGCUACUAUCUCGAUGCAGAGACGGAGGAAUCGCCUCAGGAGACAAUGACAUUGCAGAGAAAAAUGCCUGAUAACGAAGAAGAUCAGCCCUACUAUCGAGCUUCACUCACAUUGCCGACAAACACCAAACAAAAGUCCGCAUCCCUGAAAAACAGCCGAGAGACUUGGUUCAGCUCCAUUCCGGGCAGCUCAUCAUCAGACGACGAUGUGUGUGAAUGAGACUUAAGCAAUCUUAUUUAAUUUAAUACCACCGGC
Phlebotomus argentipes is the source of this 2862-nucleotide messenger RNA. RefSeq names its product mucin-3B. The record is from RefSeq and is a predicted model, not a curated record. NCBI's taxonomy places the organism in Eukaryota, Metazoa, Arthropoda, Insecta, Diptera, Psychodidae. Gene Ontology annotation, cellular component: membrane. The transcript has 6 exons.